AUGUUAAAACUUUUAGUUUUCUUCUUUUUUUGUCUAAUAUCAAUUAAUGGUCAUGGUUAUUUAUUGGAACCAAUUGCUCGUAGUUCAGCUUGGCUUGUUGAUCCAUCAUUUAAAGAUUGUUGUACUUAUGAAGGUCAUAUGGAAAUGUUUUGUGGUGGUGUUGGACAUCAAUGGAAUACAAAUGGAGGUAAAUGUGGUAUUUGUGGUGAACCAUACGAUAGAGCAGUGAAAUUAUUUGAGAAAGGUGGGAGAAAAUAUUUAGGUAAAAUAGUUCAAACAUAUAAACAAGGUCAACAAAUUGAUGUAAAAAUAAAAUUAUCAGCUAAUCAUCAAGGGUAUUUUGAAUUUCGUUUAUGUAAUAUGGAUACUGAUCCAAAUUCUGAUGCAACACAAGAAUGUCUUGAUCGUUAUUUAUUAACGAUUAUUGAUACAAAUUCAACAAAAUAUCGUGAUAUUACUAAACAUGGUUCUGAGAUGAUUACUGUUCAUGUUCAAUUACCUCCGAAUAUUGCUUGUCAACAUUGUGUAUUUCAAUGGAAAUAUACAACAGGAAAUAAUUGGGGUAGAGAUCCGACUACGAACAAAUCAGGUCCUGGUUUAGGAAGAGAAAAUGAAACAUUUAUGGGUUGUUCUGAUAUUACAAUUAUUGGUCAUACUACAACUACUAUUCGUCCACCAAAGAUUAUUAUUUCUGGAACGUAA
Adineta steineri is the source of this 702-nucleotide messenger RNA. The record is from the annotation of a GenBank genome assembly. Lineage: Eukaryota; Metazoa; Rotifera; Eurotatoria; Adinetida; Adinetidae.